UGUCGCAAUAUGUCGCCUAGACGUGGAGUUAGCGUGACGUCAAGCAUUGAAUCACUCGCUGAGUGCGAUAUUUCUAGACUAGCCAAACCUUCCGUUUCUGUUAUCAUCUUUAUUUUUUCAGUAAUUUAAAGUUUGACUGCCUUGUAAAUGGCAUACCAGCAACCUAUGGCUGAUCCAAAUUUUCUUGCCGGGAUAUUUCAGAGAGUGGACCGCGACAGAAGUGGACAGAUUAGCUAUAAAGAGUUGGGCGAUGCCUUGUCAAAUGGAACAUGGACACCUUUUAAUCCAGAGACAGUUCGCAUGAUGAUUGGUAUGUUUGAUAGAGACAACAGUGGCACCAUUAACUUCCAGGAAUUCCAGGCUCUUUGGAAAUAUGUCACAGACUGGCAAAACUGUUUCCGCAGCUAUGACAGGGAUGGCUCAGGAAGCAUUGACAAGAAUGAGCUUAAAAUGGCUCUAACACGUUUUGGUUAUCGGUUGUCUGACAGAUUCUAUGAAGUUCUUGUGAAAAAAUUUGACCGACAGGGAAAAGGGGUGGUGGCUUUUGAUGACUUUAUUCAGUGUUGCGUUGUGCUGCAGACACUGACAAGUGCCUUCCGUAUGCAUGAUACAGACCAGGAUGGCUGGAUUCGGAUUUCAUAUGAGCAGUUCCUCACACUUGUCUUCAGCCUCCGCAGCUAACUACUCAAUAAUUUGUGUAACUUUCACAAAUUUUUUAAACAUGCCAAACUCUUAUGGCAAGACUGGCUUUCUGAAUUAUGCUUAUUUGCUGCUUUUGCUCAGUUGCUGGAAAUACAGGAUCUGUAUAUCAGACCAAGGCCUAGUGUCAUUUCCUACGUCAUUCAACAUUAACAUCUAUUUAUGCCUUGCAUCUGAGUGUUUUUUUAUGGUGUUCUGUUUUACUAAAGAAGACUGGUUGUAAUCAAAUUUUGUUUUAAGCAACGAGGUUUUAAAAAUAAAAAUGACAAUAUAAAGAACUAAUCUUGUUUGUUUUCUAUUGACUUUUUUUUCUAAAAAUGGGAUCAGUCACUCAUUGUACUGGAGCAGGACUAAAAUACAGUCGUAAAGAACUUCACCAGUGAAGAAUGUUAAGUCCAAGGUUGAAAUUUUUGUCUUGAGGAACAUCUAUUUCUCAUUGUGACACUUGUUUGCAUUGAUGACUGAGACAUGUUCAGCUUUGUAGACCUCAUCACCCACAUGGUGCAUAAUCCAAAAAGUAGAUAAAUGGGCAUUCAGCUGAACAACUAAAUUUUGGUCUGUGAUCACUUUAAUCAUCUUAGUCACAUUUGUAGUUGCUCCACACAUUUAACAUUUAUGUUCUAAUGGCUUUUAUGUGGAAUCUGUGAUGGACCUUCAAGCUGCUGGAAGCAUUGCAGUUCCUCUCACAGCUGCAUAUAGGAAAGUUGGGAAACACCCAGGCAUAAGCUGAAUAUGUGAAAAGUGUUAAGGCAUCAUUCUUAUCAGUUUUGUCUGAACUUUACCAUGCUUGUUAUAACAUUCUGCUUAACCAUCUUGAAAAUGAAGAAUUAAAUCAACUUGAACAGAGUGCCAUUUAUAUUUAUGGUGCCCCAAGUAGGAUCAUUUCAUGAAGCCUGUUGUCAAAGGGAUGCAGCUGCAGUCAACCUAGUUUUGCAAUCUGUGACCAAUGCCUUGUUUUAAAAACUUGAGUAGAAAUUCUGUUUCAAACCUUUGUUGUGCUGUUUAACAUUCAAAUUUUCAUCAUGUUGCAGUGUCACCUUAAUUCUAGCCAGCAUUUUUGUUGAGUGAUUUUUUUUAUUACAUAUAUUUUUAAGCUGUUUUACAGCUCCUGAUAAAUGGAAACUUGAGAAGCCAGUCUCUCAUAAUAUUGUUAUAUAAUCCAAUGAAUAAAACAGAAAAGAUAGAUAUUAACAAUUCUGUCGGGAACUAUCAAGUCCUGCAUAAUACUAAACUUUGUGCUCAAUACUUAUAUACGUUAUAAGUGCACAUUUUUGACUGAAAUAUUUUGGCUGCAUUUCAUGCAGUGAUGCUAACCUAUAUUUUGCAGUGAGAUGCUACCAUAGCACUAGAAAAUUAUAAAUUGAAGCAGUUAAGAAUUACUUUUUAUUUUGUCUAAAUAAUGUAAUGAUUUUACAGAUAAUGAAGCUGCAAAAAACUAGGAUGACAUCUUAGAUUGCCAAGUACAUCACCCCAAAUUUGCUGCUGUAGUUGUAGAUUAUCUGUAAGCCAAAUGCACUGCUUUUAGUUGACCAACAAGCUGUUAACAUUUGUGUUCUGAAAUCUAUAAGGGACCAAAACAGCUUGUACCAAAUAUUUGAAGGCAAUUUUAUUGUAAAGUAUAGAAAGUGUCAGUGCCAAAUGCUCUUUUUUUUUUAUACCUUUCUUUCAUGAUUUUAAUGUUAACUUUGUUUUUAUAUUUCGCCCACUGGAUUAUUAACAAUUUGUACUUUUGGAUAUUGAAAAAUAAAUAAGAGAAAACCAA
Molecule: messenger RNA, 2461 nt
Organism: Pomacea canaliculata
Lineage: Eukaryota; Metazoa; Mollusca; Gastropoda; Architaenioglossa; Ampullariidae
Product: programmed cell death protein 6-like
Exons: 6
Coding region: 148-681 (177 amino acids)
Molecular function (GO): calcium ion binding
Source: RefSeq, a predicted model, not a curated record